AUGGCGCGUCGCAAGCUAAGCAAGGCAGAGGCCAGCCGUAGCUUUGAGCAAUACUACAAUCUCCUCUGUGAACAACAAAGUACAUGUCCUGCCUCGAUGAUGCGCACGCAUCGCGCCCGUGUGACGGACCAACUCGUGCAGAUCUGCGUGGAUCGUCUCGAGCCCAUUGACUGGUACCCAUUGCUUGAGGCCUUACGGGUCAAUACACGCUUGCAAAAAGUGGUGCUUGUGAGCAAAUACUAUGGCAUACAUCGCACAGCGGCGCGUCAGCAGCGGCAAAGGCAUGCCACGCGGCGCAAUCUGGGAAUUUUGCCCCCAUCUGCGACAAAUCUACCAGUCAUUCAUCAUGCCGCCGCGCUCGAUGAUCUCGUUCGCGCUCUUUCGGCCCUGUUGCAAAAUAACAAGGUCCUGACCACUCUUCAACUCCGUGGCUUGCCCUUUUCCUACCGUCAGCUCCAACGCCUCGUUCCGCACUUGGCCAGCCAUCCAAGCUUGCUGACACUCGACUUUGUUGACUGCAAACUGGAUGACGAGGCUAUUGAAGCCCUGGCCACGGCUCUACAGGCCAGCAACAACAUUAUGGCAGCAGAUCUCUCGCGCAACGCAUGUGGCCAGAAGGGCGCCCGGGGUCUGGCCCAAGUGAUUCGCGCGCAGAAUGCCAAACGCGGCGCAGAUGCAUGGGAGCAGAGCUUACGCGGUCGAGGUGCCGAUGUUUCGACCAUGCGGGGUAAUUAUAGCUUGCGGUACCUGAGUCUGGAUUUCAAUCGGUCCAUCGGUGAUGAGGGUGCCAUUGAGCUGGCCAACGCUUUGGCCGACGACACUUGGCUCUUGGAUGCCUUUUUCACGGCCAUGCGCACCAAUUCGGCCCUCAUUUUACUGGACGUGGGCAACAAUGGAUUGCCGGCCGCGGUGCGCGAGCGCUUGCAGCAAACCUCGGCCUUGAAUCGCCCGGCAGUACGCGGCGAGCUCGAUGAGUUUUCAGCCAAUGCCUACCAGCAGCUGUCUAGCCACGCCCACUUGCUGGGAGAGAUGGCCGCUUUGCGCCAGCAUCUUCAGCCCACGCGUCGCUCGACCAAGAGCGCGAGACGCAAGGGUCACCGCAAGUCUGAGUCCAAGGUCGCGGCCGAGCACGUGUCCCCGCGCUCCGACCAAUCCCCUCCUCCGCGUCUUGACAAACAUUCCGUGGAGGCCACCACCCCCCUCGCCACGAGGGCACCAAGCACGGUGCGGUAUUUGAUGCGCACAAGUUGA
Messenger RNA from Monosiga brevicollis MX1, 1251 nucleotides. RefSeq lists its product as uncharacterized. Bases 1 to 1251 code for a protein of 416 amino acids. Gene Ontology annotation, molecular function: protein binding. Gene Ontology annotation, cellular component: centrosome. The record is from RefSeq and is a predicted model, not a curated record. NCBI's taxonomy places the organism in Eukaryota, Choanoflagellata, Craspedida, Salpingoecidae. The transcript is spliced from 10 exons.